This is a messenger RNA of Hordeum vulgare subsp. vulgare (domesticated barley), 1818 nucleotides long. Its product is annotated as probable WRKY transcription factor 19. Lineage: Eukaryota; Viridiplantae; Streptophyta; Magnoliopsida; Poales; Poaceae. Bases 378 to 1517 code for a protein of 379 amino acids. The transcript is spliced from 5 exons. The record is from RefSeq and is a predicted model, not a curated record.
CAACUCGCGAAACCACGUUCCAAUUCCUUCUACUAAAAUACUAUUCUGUAGAAUCUGCUUAGGCAUUCUUGCCUUUUCCCUUCUGAGUCCUCGACCCUCGUCGCCGCUGCCCCGCUCCUUCGCUAACCCUCGUCGCCGCUGCCCGGGCGCCGCGGCCGCCACCCAGUUGCCAGCUUCCUUUCCUGCACGAAUCGACGAUUGGGCAUGUCCGCCUCUCCGGCUGGAGUUGAAGGCAACAAGCCGGCAGCCGGCAGUGCUGCUCUUCCUGGCUGAACCUACGUGGCGGCGAUCAGACACCACUGGAAUAGAUCAGCAACCUGGGUGACACUGACACAGCCAUAGUAGAUCCAAUCGCCAAAGAUAAACAUAUAAUCUUAAUGGGGCAUGAUCAUACAACUCAUAUAGACAAGCUCACGGUGGAUGGUUCCAUUGCUGACAGGAAAUGUUGCCAGGAACCUGGCUGCGAUGAAAUUAUCAGUGGAAGGGUAAUGUACUGCAUUAGUCACACUAGUGGGCGUUCAUCUCAACAGCUUGGUUACCUCCAGAGUUCACAGAAAAGCUCGGAUUUAUACAUGACCCCUGUUAAAGGUAGACAGUGUACUGGGCCCAGUGCCAGUGCAGAGCAAGAUGUAAAUAUCAAGUAUGAGGGGAAUGAUCAAGGCAAACUCAAUGAUAGAUCUGGGAAUACUCGGGGAAACACUGGGCAACUAAUCUUGCGUGGUCCUGACAUGCUUUGCAAGCACGACAACUGCAAAAAGCAGGCCCAGGGCAACACAUUGUACUGCAAGCUACAUAGUGGUGGUAGUAAGGGUUGCCUAGUACGGGACUGUGUGAAGGCUGCACAUGGUGGCACACCUCUAUGCAUUGGCCAUGGAGGAGGGAAGCGGUGCAUUGUCGCUGGAUGCCCAAAUGCUGCAUGUGGCCAGGGCCGUAGUGAGCAUUGUGUGAGGCAUGGUGGUGGCAAGCGAUGCAAAUUUGAAGGGUGCGUGAAGGGUGCACAAGGGAACACAGACUUCUGCAUCAGGCAUGGCGGGGGAAGGCGGUGCAAAACUGAAGGAUGUACAAAGAGUGCACAAGGACGCACAGAUUUCUGCAUUAAGCAUGGUGGCGGCACUCGGUGCCAGUUCCAAGGAUGCAAUUCCAGCGCAAAAUGGGGGACAGAUCACUGCUCUGUGCAUCGUAAGAGUUUGCUGGGCGAGACGCCUGAAGCUUUGUCACUUCCUUCUGCCAAGCGUCGUGGGGGCAAGAAACCCAAAAAGGAAGUAAAGCCAUCUGGGGCCUCCCAGUUGACUGUCACCACUACUGUAUCUAUUGCUGGAAGCAGCACACCACAGGCAAAGAGUAUUCUUCAUAUGGCUGCCAUGCCUUCAAACCGUGAAUUGUCACACAAGAUCGUGAUGGCAGCCGGGCAAGCUGCCAUGGCUCCUGCUCAGGUUCUACCACUGUCCAUGAAACCUCCAGCACCGUCGGGGACGGAGACGGAACCAACGGCGAGCAGCACGAUGCUGAAUCUUUAGAAAACAGGUGCAGGUGACUGCUUGCAUGCACGCUGUCAAUCUUUGGUUAUUGUUUCGGACCAAAAACAUCCAUGUCUUUAGGAAACUUGUCCAUAGUAAAAGUUGUUGCUGUCAGCUUGACAUCGCAUUUUCUGUUUGGUCUCUCUUCCGUCUAACAUGUCAAAUCUCUAUAUUCUGUAAUGGCCUGUGGUGCCUCGUUGUAUGGAAACUGCUCGUGGGACUAUGGGCUUUCUUUUCACCUCGUAAUUCUGCGGAAUUAUAAUUAUGGGAAACUGCCCACAGAAACGUCUUGGUUAUAGAA